UAACAAUGCGAGAAACUUUCUUUUCGUAUAGUGAACACUGGCUGAACAGAUCUCAGAAUGUUUUCGUUGUAAGGAACGAGACUUACAAAUAAGAAUUUCCGUUAACAUUUUAUGUGAAAGAGUGUGUGUUUAUACACCAUGCAGUCGAAGUGUUGUGCCUUCAAUAAAGGCCCUUCAUAUAUAGAAACAAAAAAAUAAUCUUAUCUUUUCAUGGUCUGUUGUGUUCACAUUCAUAAUAUCAAAAACAUACUCUUCCAUUAAUAAUCAGUGUGUAGUGUAUACCUUCACUUAUGUUCAUAAUCGUCCGAUCGUUGCGUUCGAUGUUACUCGCGUUUACUUUCGUUUAACGAAUUUUUUUUUGGUAUUUCUAUUAGUUCUCUCAAGUGUUUCCCUGUUGUGAGUUCGAUGUGUGCUCAAUUUAAAUUAAUUUAAACAACAGAAAAAACACAUCGAGGUUGCUAUAUAUAUGUCAAUAUUAUCUGUGAUCGAAAACAUAAAAUCAUUGUGUCGCGCGGAAUUAAAGAAAAUUCUUACUGAAAAUGUACACGAAUUGUCUGAAAAGAAAUGCAAAUUUUGUCUUACGUACAAGUGUUCGAUCAUAUCAAAGUGAACAAGGUGUUUAUGGAUACAGAAAGAAGCCAAAAGUCAGCUAUGAAGUUCCACAAGACAUUCUUGAGGCGAGACAACGAAAUAGCAAUACAUAUCGAUGGGUAGAAGCAUACCGAAAACACAGUCACAGAUUGGCAAACAUCAAUUCAAUUUCGUAUCAACCGAUUGAAAGUUACAUUCCAGAACUACAACCAGCACAUUAUGGCCUCAAUUACAGUGAUAAUGUCAAUCUCAAAGGAAUACUGACCACAACUGAAACCGAAUCUUCAAUUAAACACAUCGAAAAUCACCUGAAGCAAACCUACUGUGGUUCGGUGGGCGCUGAAUUUUCUUAUGUGGAAUGCGAAUAUGAAAAGGAAUGGCUCACAGAAAACUACGAACGAAUAAUGAGCGAGACUGUUCCGAAGGAAACGCAAAUCGAAAUUGCUGCACUAUUGUUAAAAUCACAGGCUUGGGACAAUUUUUUAGCCACUAAAUUUUCGACGGUUAAACGAUACGGAGCAGAGGGUGCCGAAUCUAUGAUGGCUUUCUUCAGAGAACUAUUCAUGUUGUCCGUCGAUGAUGGUAUCAGUCAUAUUGUUUUGGGUAUGCCGCAUAGAGGGAGACUGAAUUUAUUGACGACAAUGUUGAACACUAGACCGGCAAAGAUUUUUAAUAAAUUUAGAGGAAAUCCAGAAUUUCCGAGUGAUGCGAAAGCCAUGUGCGACAUAGCUAGUCAUUUUCACACUUCUGACGACCUCACCUACAAGGGAAAAACGAUACGCAUUUCAACUUGCCAUAAUCCCUCACAUUUAGAAGCUGUAAAUCCAGUUUCAAUGGGAAAAGCUCGAUCUAAACAACAAACGUGCCUGGAAGGCGGAUAUGGUAGUAAUGCAGAUGAAGAGUUUUCUAAAACCAUUCUUAACGUGCAGCUACAUGGUGACGCUGCAUUUGCCGGUCAAGGUAUUAACCAAGAAAUGCUGAUGAUGGCUGGUACACCACAUUUUGACGUAGGCGGUACAAUUCAUAUGAUCGUUAAUAAUCAAAUUGGCUUUACAACACCAGCGGAGAGGGGGAAAACGAGCCGAUACAAUUCGGAUUUAGCGAAAAGUAUUCUAGCUCCCGUUUUUCAUGUCAAUGGCGACGAUCCAGAGAGCCUGUGUCGCAUCACAAAAUUGGCCUUUGAAUAUCAGCGAAAAUUCCGGAAAGACAUUUUCAUAGAUUUAAAUUGCUUCCGUCGGUGGGGCCAUAACGAGGUGGAUGAUCCGACGAUUACAAACCCUUCGAUGUAUCAAAUAAUUCACUCGCGCAAGUCCGUCCCAGAUCUUUAUUCGGAAAAAAUUGUUAACGAAAAUGUGACGACCAGAGAGCCAUUUUUGACGUUGUUAAAGAACAUGUUGCAUUUUUGAACUCCUGAACUUUCUGCAACUGAUUCAUACAAACCAGAGGCGUAUUAUUUCAAGAAACAAUGGUCUCACAUACAACAGGCGUCCAGUUAUGUAACCACAUGGGAUACUGGAAUUGACUACAGUCUACUUCGUUACAUUGGAGAGAAAAGUGUAACGAUUCCAAAAGAUUUUAACCUUCAUCCACACCUACUCAAAACUCAUGUGAAUGCAAGAAUAAAGAAAUUGAAUGAAGGCCAAAAGAUUGACUUUGCUACAGCAGAAGCAAUGGCAAUGGGCAGCCUGAUGUAUCAAGGGUACAAUGUUCGUAUAAGUGGGGAAGAUGUUGGUCGAGGCACAUUCGCUCACCGACACGCAAUGUUAGUGGAUCAAAAAACCAAUGAAAUGUUCAUUCCUCUGAAUGCCAUGGAAGGUGGAUUCGGUGGAAAAUUGGAGGUAGCAAACAGUAUCUUGUCUGAAGAAGCGGUUCUAGGCUUUGAAUAUGGAAUGUCAAUCGACAAUCCUAAUACGUGUUUCAUCUGGGAAGCUCAAUUCGGUGAUUUCUUCAACGGAGCUCAGAUAAUAUUCGAUGCGUUCAUCGCGAGUGGAGAGACAAAGUGGAUGUACUCGUCCGGACUGGUCAUUCUAUUGCCUCAUGGAUAUGAUGGGGCGGCAUCGGAACAUAGUUCCUGUCGCAUUGAGCGAUUCCUCCAACAAACUGACUCUAAGGAAACUCUUCCAGAUGGAGACGAUGUUAAUAUGCAAGUUAUCAAUCCUACAACACCUGCCCAAAUGUUCCACGCUCUUCGCCGACAAAUAAUUCGAAAUUUCAGGAAGCCAUUGAUCGUGGUUUCACCGAAAAUCCUACUCAGACUGUCCGAUGCGACAUCCUCCUUUGCUGAUUUUGAACCGGGAAAAUCAUUUUUACCAGUCAUUGGUGACAAUGUAGUUUCAAAUCCAGCCAAUGUGAAAAGGAUCAUCCUUUGCAGUGGCAAACAUUACUAUGCAUUGAACGACGAACGUUUGGCAAAGAAAUACGACGAUGUGGCGAUUAUUCGCGUGGAAUCGUUGUGCCCAUUCCCUGUUGGUGAAAUUAACAAAGAAUUGGAAAAGUAUAAAAAUGCACAUGUCGUUGUAUGGAGUCAGGAAGAACAUAGAAAUAUGGGUGCAUGGACGUUCGUGAAGCCAAGAUUUGAAAAUAUGUGUGGACGAAAGAUCAAAUACUACGGACGUUCAGAGGGUGGUACACCAGCUGUUGGCGUAUCGUUAUGGCACAAAGCUGAAGCAGCUGAUGUGGUCAGGAGCCCAUUCACAAUUGUAUAGUUAAAAUGAAGCAAAUCUUCCGUGUAAAUCGUAAACUUUAUGGUCAAAGUCAAUGAACGUGUUAGUUGAGAAACGGUUUUGUUUCGUAAAACUGAGCGGCACGCCUGAUUUAAUGUAUUAAAAUUCUCAUGUGCCGAUCAGCAUUAAUGAUAAAAAGAAGCGAAACGUAAAAA
Bradysia coprophila is the source of this 3469-nucleotide messenger RNA. Its product is annotated as putative 2-oxoadipate dehydrogenase complex component E1 homolog. NCBI's taxonomy places the organism in Eukaryota, Metazoa, Arthropoda, Insecta, Diptera, Sciaridae. The record is from RefSeq and is a predicted model, not a curated record. Gene Ontology annotation, molecular function: oxidoreductase activity, acting on the aldehyde or oxo group of donors, disulfide as acceptor; thiamine pyrophosphate binding.